GUGGUUUCCUGUGAUCACUAAAGCAGCAGAAAAAUGAACGUGUUUGAUCGCAACAUAAACUUUGACGCUCUCUUCAAGUUCUCUCAAAUCUCUCGCUCGACUCGGCAGCACCUGAAGAAUGUCUACGCCAGUCUGGCUGUGUGUAUGCUUGUGGCGGCGACUGGCUCCUACAUCUACAUCAUGACAAGACUCUUUCAGGGUGGGCUGACCAUGCUUGGAUCACUGGCUAUGAUGGGUUGGCUUGCCAUGACCCCUCACAGCCCUCAGACAGAGAAGAAGAGGUUGGCCAUCCUCGCUGCUUUUGCUUUCUUCACAGGUCUUGGACUCGGCCCGCUCAUGGACUACGUCAUUAGCGUCAACCCGAGCAUCAUCCUGACUGCUUUCCUGGGCACCUCUGUCAUCUUUGCCUGCUUCACGUUGAGCGCCCUCUAUGCACAGCGCAGAAGUUAUCUCUUCUUGGGAGGCACUCUGAUGUCAGGGCUGACUGUUCUUCUGCUCGUCUCUGUCCUCAAUAUGUUCUUCGCCUCAGCAAUACUCUUUAAGGCUCAUGUGUAUCUGGGUCUGGCCAUCAUGUGUGGCUUUGUGCUGUUUGACACACAGCUAAUUAUUGAGAAGGCAGAAAUGGGAGACAAAGAUUACAUCUGGCAUUGUGUUGACCUCUUCCUGGACUUUGUGACCAUCUUCAGAAAGCUUGUUAUCAUCCUCUCUAUGAAUGAGAAGGAAAAGAAGAAGGAUAAGAAGUAAUUCUCAUAAGAGUGAAAUCAUCUGUGAGCUGAAUACAUGUCAGCAGCUUCAAUAUGAAUCUGAUUACAUAGUUUGAUUAUAUUUUAUGUGAUUUGAUAUAGUGUCUUAAUUUUAUGUUUGAAAAUUGCUACUGGGCUUUUGAUAUGUUGUCAAGCUGAUGACCUAAUGUUGUUUGACUAGAUUUAGAAAUCUUAUUUAAAAGCUUAGGUUGGACUUUAAUUUCUUUGACUUACUGCAACUCUCGGAGGCAGAAAUUAGAGAUCUGUAGAAAAGGAAUCUCAU
Messenger RNA from Sinocyclocheilus rhinocerous, 1026 nucleotides. Its product is annotated as probable Bax inhibitor 1. The record is from RefSeq and is a predicted model, not a curated record. Gene Ontology annotation, molecular function: enzyme binding. Gene Ontology annotation, cellular component: mitochondrial membrane. Bases 34 to 744 code for a protein of 236 amino acids. Gene Ontology annotation, biological process: negative regulation of endoribonuclease activity; negative regulation of RNA splicing; cellular response to unfolded protein. The transcript is spliced from 9 exons. Lineage: Eukaryota; Metazoa; Chordata; Actinopteri; Cypriniformes; Cyprinidae.